Molecule: messenger RNA, 1887 nt
Organism: Chenopodium quinoa (quinoa)
Lineage: Eukaryota; Viridiplantae; Streptophyta; Magnoliopsida; Caryophyllales; Amaranthaceae
Product: galactan beta-1,4-galactosyltransferase GALS3-like
Exons: 2
Coding region: 195-1610 (471 amino acids)
Source: RefSeq, a predicted model, not a curated record
UCUAAUACUCCGUAUCUCUUGUUUGUCAAACUUUGUCCGAAUAUCAAACAUAAAAAAUGCUACUCCAAAAUAGACGGGGGAACCAACAAAGUUCCUUACUCUUACUCCAUUCCCUACCCACUUUGUUUGAAUGAUCAACUUUUUCUUCAACAUCAAAUGGGAAAGAGUCAUAGAGAAUAACCAUAACCUGUAAAAUGUUGUUAAGGUACAACUGUGCACCUGAGCUCAAGCUCAUCGUUACCGCCCUCCUCUUCUUCUGCGCCGUCGCCACCCUCUUUCAAUUUCUACCCACCCGAUUUUCUCCCUUCACCACUUAUGUCACACUCUGCCCCACCACCUCCAACAUCGCCACUGCCACCACUUCACCACCACCCCAACAACCCUCAGAUCACACGCUUGAAAACGGGGUCAUAAAACGAUCGUUUUACCCUGUCGGUACAGCUGCGUACAACUUCAUCUUUAUGUCAGCCUACCGCGGUGGUCCUAACACCUUUGCUGUGUUAGGACUCUCCUCGAAACCCCUUCAGACCUUCGGUAAUCCAACAUACACUUGUGAAUACCAAUACAAUAAUGGUUCUGUUAUGAUAGUUCCGGGUAAUAAGCUUCCUCUUGAUGACUUUGGUUACGGUCGAAUGUAUGUACUAGUAGUCGUGAACUGUACAUUCCCUUCAGAUACCGACCCUUCUAUUGGUGGCCGUCUUCUCUUCCAUGCUUCAACAAACGGCGGCUAUGAUCGUGUCGUUAACUCAACCGACACGAUCAUAGCCUUAAACGAGCUCCCUAGCUCAUGGCAACCUUCUCAAUUUUCCUCUGUUCCAAAAUACGACUACCUCUACUGCGGAAGCUCAUUGUUCGGCGACCUCAGUCCUCAGAGAAUACGCGAGUGGAUCGCUUACCACGUGAGAUUGUUCGGUACGAAAUCCCAUUUCGUGUUCUAUGAUGCAGGGGGUAUCCACCCUGAAGUAAUGGACGUGUUACAACCAUGGAUUGAACUCGGGUUUGUUACCGUGCACGAUGUUAAAGAUCAAGAGAGAUUCGAUACGUUUUAUCAUAAUCAGAUUCUUGUUCUGAAUGACUGUUUGCAUAGACAUCGUUUCGCUACGAAAUGGAUGUUCUUCUUUGAUGUUGAUGAGUAUAUUUAUUUAUCAGGGAAUUCGUCUCUUGAUUCGAUCAUGGAGUUGCUCAACGAUUAUACUAUGUUCAAUUUUGAGCAGGUUUCUAUGUCUGAUCGACUCUGCCUUACUGAAGAUGCUGGCCAAUUUCAUAGGAGAUGGGGUUUUGAGAAGUUGGUGUACAAAAAUGUGAAAGAAAUGAGGAGAGACCAAAAGUACGCAAUACAACCAAAGAAUGUAUAUGCAACAGGGGUUCAUAGGUCGGAGAACUUUGAUGGCAACUUCACUUGGUUGCCCGGCGAGAUGAUGAAGUAUUUCCACUACCACGGCACGGUUGCUGAACGACGUGAACCUUGCCGACAGCUCGUUAAAGACAAUUCUACAACCAUUGAAGACACCCCAUACGUUAGUGACACUGCCAUGAGAUUGAUUGCCCCUUUGAUUAAGAAGUUUGAGCUUCACACCAUUGGUUCAAGGCUUAUAUCAACUAGGUUUUGAUAAAUAGCUUGCUAGUGUCUCAUAAUCACAAUAGAAACUUUUGAAACUAUCCUUUUUUUUUUUUUUUUUUCAAAAGCUAGUUAGUAUUUCAUAAUUACAAUAGAACCAAUGGAUGAUGGUCAAAGAAUACGUCAUUUUGUAGUAUAGACUCCAAAAAAGAGUUUCACCAGGGAUCCGCGACAUUGUACUUUGUACCCUAAAUGUAAGAGGGGGAGGGGAACUUUAAAUACAUUUACUAAUUUACUAUUGUAUGGGAAAAAAAAUACUAUCAUAUGAA